UGAGUGUUUCUUCCUUGAGAAAGAAUCUGUACCACUUCAGCCUUAGCUGGACCUGCUCUGGAUGGAUUUACCAUCUCUCCCUUCUCACGCCGCGGAAUUUCAUUCACAAGAAGGCUGACUUUAAACUCGGUGCCAGUCAAGAAAGAGCAGAGAGGAAGAAAAAGGGGGUCAGAUGUUUCUCUUUCUUUCCUCUUCGACGUGCGUGAAGCGGACGCGCACCUGCAAGAGCGUCUGCUUCUCUUUUCUUUGCUGAGAGCCCCAAAUUGGGGUGCUGCCGCUGCUUGGCUGAGGCUACAUACACUUUUCAGACAGAACCAGUGGACUGGUUAAAACAUUUAAAAAGAGAGAGAGAAAAGAGGAGGAGGGUGAACAGGAGAGAAAAAGUGUGUGUGUUUGUGGGUGUGUGUGGACGCGAGACUGGAUGGAUUCCUCUCUUCCUCUGUCGCUCCACAGGCGCUCGUUCGUUUAUUUAAGCCCGACCGACGACAGCAUGCCGAGCGCAGACUCCAGCGGCAGCGCUUGGCAGAGACUUCCUAACAGAGCACAGGACUGAGACGUGCUAUAUCGCAAAGCGGUCUCACCUGCUCAACAUCCGUGCGCAACCCGACCAUAGCGCCCACCGGGACAUCGCCGACACCCAGGACCUGACUGUAAAGAACCCACUACAUGGGCCCCAAACCCCGUGAGGUCUGCGGGAUGGCUUGCAGCGCGUGUUACUACCUGGUUAUCAGCUCCACGCACCUGAGCAAUGGACACUUUCGGCGCGUCAAGGGGGUCUUCAGAGGACCGCUGUGUCCUACUGCAGCCAGUGAUUCACCGGAGCGUGCAGAAAGGGCUUUGGGCUGCUCAGUGGAGGAUUUGAAGGCUCUUUUCUACUGUGAGCUGUGUGACAAGCAGUACCUCAGACACCAGGAGUUUGACAAUCACAUCAACUCCUACGAUCAUGCGCACAAACAGAGGCUGAAGGAACUCAAGCACAGGGAGUUUGCGCGCAAUGUGGCCUCAAAAUCAUGGAAGGACCAGCGCAAACAGGAGAAGGCUCUCAGACGCCUGCACCAGCUUGCGCAGCUGCAACAGGAAGGUCAGAGAUUUCCAGGAAAGACUUAUGGGCUAAGAAGUACAGUCAGUUCAGUGGGCCAACAGCAAGAUAGAGAGAUGGACCAACAAGACUACAGCCCUGAGGACAAACCUGAACCCUUCAACUGCACCCAGAGACCCCCUCCUAUGAAACCCAGAACAAGUCCCCUCAGCCACCAGUCAGAAAAUCCAUGCCAAUCUCCUUCCCAGAUACCGCUGGCCACUGCUGUAGUAGAGUCCCCAUUAAUCACACAUCCAGCAUCUAAUAGAGACUCUCCUGCAGUGAAUCCCCCGUCUUGCCUGGAUUUGCAUUCCCAGUCACCUCUUCCUGGUCGAGAGAGAGUGGGAGGCAGGCUUGGAGUGUCCUUUUGCUUCUCAAGAAGGGGACCUAGGCUAGAGCCUUCUGCCUCUGUCUUCUCAGACCUGGAGGAAGAGGAGAGAGAGAAGAGGGAACAAAUGAAACAACGGAUAAAAGGAAUAAUGGAAGAUAUCGACAGGGAAAUUGGGGCAGCAGAAGAUAGGAAACAUGGUGAGGGUGACAAGCAUAAGUCAAGCUCUGACAGUGUUGGGCCAAACGACAUGGAGCCAAUGUCCAGUGAGACUGUGAGAAAAGAGGAGAAGGUUGAAAAAAGAUACAUGGUGAAAGAACACUCUCCUAUUUCAACAGCAGAACCCGAUAAUCAGACUCAUGAUUCGCUGUUCUCACCAUCACAGACCCAGGCGACCAUAUGGGGCACAGCAUUAGCAGGGGCAAACACCGAACAGAUAGCUAGUGAGACAGAGACACAGCAAGAAACAGAGGGGAAGGGGGAGGAUAGUCAGUAUAUGUGUGUGCUGGGGAAAGAUGGCGCUACCAGUCUGAGAUGGCCUGUCAGUUUGCUUAGAUUCACCAAGUCUCAACCACACAUUUCCUACAGCUGCAACCCACUUCGCUUGAACGCCCAACGACCAGAUCAACUCACAGAAGAUCUGCAAGAGUCACAACAAAGUCAGGUGUUCGCCCUCUCAGAUGAAUCAAAUCUUCUCGGGUCGGCUACUCUUCCAUCAGACUCUCAUUCCUGUUUAAAAAAACAAACAAGACAUGGGUUGAGAUCACGCAGACAGAAAAAAGCUGAGGAGAAUUUUAAGGCAGAGCAACAUAUCGAUGCGGAGACAGAAGCACACCUGCUCCUGAACAACAAAAACCUUUCAUCAUCAGAAACAAGACCAGAAAGAGGAAAAUGCAUGCUAAGUGUGGAGAAUUGUGUGCGAGCAUCCUCCCAUCCAUUUGACCCCGCUCACAGUGACAGCUUUGACACAAACUCCCAGAACCCUCUGGGAGGCAGAUUAGGGAGUGCGAGAGGGAUCAGGGAGAGAGCCAUCAUAGCCCUGAGCUGUAAAUUAGAGUCUGUCACCCAAACUGGCACACAGGGGAUGUGCAUCAGCCCAUCCAGGUGUGAAUGUGGGAGUGAGACAAUGUGCAAGUGUGCCAGCUCUCCACAGCCAUAUGUGGAUGUCUCAGAAAUGUCACGCAAAAAGAGGAAAGCCACCGCAAAGAAACACAAACUAGGAAAGAGGAAGAGGGGUGAAAAGGAAAAAGCUUCAAACAAGCACCAAUCAGCAAGAUGCAAAAUGAGGAGUGUUGUCUCUACAGUCUUCACUGGAAAAGAGAGGAACAGGGAAGCUGGAGGGAGCUGGGGGACGAAAAGGGAGAGUGGGGAGAUGCGGGUGAGGAGGAAGGUGCGGAGAACAGGGAGCAGAUGUCUCCUGAGGAGGUGUGAGGCUGAGCCAGUAUCUGUCUCUGUCAGGAAGAGGAGGCCUCACAGCAGCCACGGCACUGAAUCCCAGUCCCAGUCUGACAGAGUGCAAGCAGAGCACCGCAGUGCCUACUCCCAGCUCACCAGACACACAGCAGACAGAGACACUGAAGGGGAGGGCGAGCGAGAUGGAGAUGCUGUGACUUUUCCCUGGCGAUCUCACUUCUCUUUACACCCCUUCUCACCAGGAUGUAACUCAAAGCUGUUUUGGGAAAGGGGUCACCAUAGCAACCCCAGGAGUUUCAUUGACUGCUGUUACCCUGACAACAGCUGUGGUAGCAGUCUGGCGAGAAAGAGAAAACUCCUCCACAGGGACAGAAAAUUCAUUCAUAGUAAGAGGAAUAGUUUGAGGCAUCAUGAAGUCUACGAAGAGAGAGACUGGAAAAUGGGAGGGUGUUCGGGAUACAGAGACAAAGGCCUGACUUCAGAUACAGAAUGGGAGUGGAUGAGAGGGAACUGUCCUGGAGGUAGUGAGGACAGAAAGUCGAGGACCGGGUGGAGAUCCAGAAACAGAGCAGUGGAGUGGGAACGGGUGGCAAGGUUUAGCAUCAGUCCUAGCAGCUGGGGCAGGAAAAGCAGACAUCUUAGCACAGAAGAUGCAGACUGGGACAGGUGCAGCGUGGACAGAUGGACGUGGGGCAGCAGUGACAGCUGGGAAGACAGGAGGACACACAGAUCAACGUCAGGCUCCAGGACAGGGGCUGACAGCAGAGACAGCCCGAGCUGUUUGUGGCGAUAUACAGAUACCAGACGUUCGAGCUCAAGACACUUCUCCAGCCCAGAGUGGUGGGCAAGCAGGCAGACAUACAGCCCCCAGAGUGUGAUCAACACACGAGGCAGCAGGUGCCGCAGCCUGCAUUCCUGUAGCCCCUGCAGCAGCACCAGCAUGUCCGAGCUGAGCUGGGAGUGGAGCAGGAGCAGUACAUGCUCAGGGGUCACAACGGAUGGGUCGACAAUUAGGUCAUGCAGGACGUCCUCAGGAGCUCCAGGACCCUCAUCUGGGGUCUCUCAUGAGGCAAAGAAGCAGAGCAGCUCCGCAGCCAAUUCCACCAGCCAUACUUCUAGCUUCUUCUCUCCCUACACAUCCUCUUGUGCUUCCACAGUUUCAACACACACAGUUGUUACACAAGUCCAUCACAGCCAAAGGAGCCCAAUUCACUGUCUGAACUUGGCCACGCACACUCUACCCCUGUCACCACAAGCUUGGCAACCAGUUUCCCAGGAUUAUCUGGCCCAAUAAAGUCUCUUCCACAGAA
Monopterus albus (swamp eel) is the source of this 4129-nucleotide messenger RNA. It is a transcript of the gene znf804b, whose product is annotated as zinc finger protein 804B. Gene Ontology annotation, cellular component: nucleus. The transcript is spliced from 5 exons. The coding region runs from base 667 to 4113 and encodes 1148 amino acids. NCBI's taxonomy places the organism in Eukaryota, Metazoa, Chordata, Actinopteri, Synbranchiformes, Synbranchidae. The record is from RefSeq and is a predicted model, not a curated record.